UUUUCGUUAAUUAUUUGUUAUGUAUUGACGGAAAAAGUGAUUUUAAAUUUGAAUACAAAACAACCAAUUUUUGUAAGUAGUGAAAAAUUUCUCAGUUUUACGUUGGAUCCAAAAUGGAUUUUUUCUGGUGAUUUGACAGACAAUUUUUUAAGUUCAAAUUUGGAAAGAAGUAUUAACAUAGGAAAAGCAUUUUCACCUGCUUAUGUUCGUUUUGCUGGACCAAUAAGUAAUUCUUUUACUUUUGAAAAAGAAAAAUUUCUCCUUAACAAUGAAACUAAUUCCGAUUAUGACCUUAAUGAAAAAAUUUUGAAUGCAAUUAAUCGGUGGGCAGAAAAAUCGGGUGUAAAUUUAAUCACCUGCAUUGGACAAUCAAAUGAAAAUAUUGAUAAUGCAUUAAAAACAAGGAAUUUAGUUGCACUCAGUAAUCAGAUGGGUUACAAUACAAGUUGGCAGCUUGGAUAUGAAUGUCAAUCGAGAUGUAAUAUGCGUGCAGAAAAAUUGGGACAAAAAAUUAAAUAUUUACGAAAAUUGCUCAAUGCAUUUCCAAGAUAUUCAAGUAGUCUCAUUGUUGGACCUGAUGUGAUUGCAUUCAAAACUAAUGAAGAAAAACAAUAUUUACUCGAUUAUUUCAAUUCCAUUGGAUCUGCACUUUCCGCAAUAACUUGGCAUCCAAAUUUCGAUCAAGUUUCUUUCAAUAAUAACAAAGUGAUAAUUCGUGAUGAAAAUCUUUUCACUGAAAAGGCGAAUCUUGAAAAAGCAGCUGGAGAAAUAAUAUUUAAAAAACCCUUAUGGAUAGCCGAAUCAAAAGAAGAGAAGUGCAAAAAACAAUUUAUCGGUGCACUCGUGUGGACUAGAAGACUUGGAAAUUCUGCAAAAAUUGGCGCUCAAGUUGUUAUGAGACAGCCCGAAAAUUCGAAUCUAUUCAAACCUACUCCGGACUUCUGGGUCUCGUUAUUGCACAAGAAUUUGGUUGGUUCCGAAGUUUUAGAUAUAAAUGUUGAAUUUGGAAACGAGACUCACAUUCAUUUCUUCUGCCAAUGCACAAAACCUUCGUUAAAAUACAAAAAAGGAUCUCUUACAAUUUUUGGUAUUAAUUUAACACCAAAUCCAAUAAUAGCAAAAUUAAAAGAUUUCAAAAUCAAGGAAGUGGACGAAUAUAUUCUCUUACCAGGAUUUGACAAUUCAAAUCGAAUGUUCGCUGAGUCCACACUUUUGAAUAAUAAACUUCUGACAUUAAACAACGGACAUGAAAUACCACAUUUUGCACCAAUUGUCAAAAAAGAUGAUAAAAAUGUACCUAUUAUUCUUCCAUCUGGAGGAAUUGGUUUUUGGGUGGUUCCAAAUUUAAAGUUCAAGGUUUGUGGAUUUCAUGAGGAAACUAUCAAAAACCGUUCACGAAGAGGCACGAAAAUAGAGAAUUCAUCAGAAAAUAUCACACCAACAUCACGUAAACGUGUACGAGAUAUUUUCCGAACACUAGAAAGCAACACGAACACUAUUCAAAAUCAAAAUCCAUCACCCCCAACAUUAAAAUUGACACCAAUAAUUAUUCCCACUGUACUUUCUCCAAAUGAUCAACUAAAGCAAAAAUUAGCCAUAGCAAGAAUUAAAUUACGUACGAUUUUUCAAGAUCUACAAAAUUCCAUCAAACACCAUCGACCACUUGCUGUAAAACGCGAAACAGUUAUUAACGGAGAAACAACCCCAUUGACAAAAUUCAAACAGAUCCAACAGAAUCAACAAGUUCGAAAUGCGGAAAUCGUUCGCAAAAUUCGCGAGAGCAUUAAACAAUUAGAAAUUUCGGAUACACUGAAAAAUACACUUGGCGAGAGAAAAUUGAAACAAUUCAUUGAUAAGUCAGAUGAGGAAUUGGAGAAAUUGAGAAGUAAUUUGCGAAAACGACAGGAGAAAUUUGUGGAAAAUUAUAGAACGAGGUCUGGGGAUUUUUCCCAAAAGUUAUUGAAUGAUGAUUUUAAGAGUAGGGUUUCGAAGAUUGUGGGAGUUUUGCAGGAGAAGGAGAGGGGUAAUUCUCACAAAAAGCGCGAGACUGAAGAAGAUGCUGGAGGAGAAGAGGUUGAAAAAGAUGACGCUGAACGAGAAGAUGCUGCAAAAUAUGAUGAUGAACAAGCAAAUUCUAAACAAUAUGGAACUAAAGGAAAAGAUGCUGAACAAGAAGAUGUUGUACAAAAAGAUGCUAAUCAAGAAGAUGCUGCACACAAGUAUGCUAAACAAUAUGGUACUAAACAAAAAUAUGCUGAACAAGAUGAUGCUGCUGCACAAAAGGAUGCUAAACAAUAUGGUACUAAACAAAAAAAUGCUGAACGAUAUGUUACUAAACAAAUAGAUGUUGAACAAGAUGAUACUGAACCAGAAGAUGCUAAACGAGAAGGUACCAAACAAAGAAAAGUAAAGCGACAUAGUGCUGAACAAGAAGAUGUAAAACAAGGUGACACUGAACAAGGUGAUGUUGAACAAAAAAAUAUUAAAGAAGAUGCUUUUGAACAAGAUGAUUCUACACAAAAAAAUGCUGAACCAAAAGAAGUUAAAGAAGAUUAUACUAAUCAAAAAGAUGCUGGAAAUGAUGAUGCUGAACCAAAAGAUGCUAAACAAGAUGGUGUAAAACAGAAAGAUGAUAUACAAGAAGAUGCUAACCAAAAGGAUGCUGAUCAACAAGAUGCUACACGGAAAGAUGCUAGACAAGAAGAUGCUACACAAAAAGAUGCUAAAGAAGAAGAUGCUAAAAUAACUAAAAUCAAACGAAAUAGUCAACAAGAUAAGUCUAAGCACUAUAAACCGAAAAUAGAUAAAUUUCAACAAAAUUUACCCGAACAAGAAGGACCUCAUCAAAGUGGACCCGAAGAAGACGGACCAGAACAAAGCGAAGUUAAACAAAACGAACCUGAACAAAAUGCUCCAGAACAAGCUAAACUAACCGAAGAUGACGAAUUACUCUCCACUUUCACAUCAUUCUUCAAAAAUUUCUUGCAUCCAACAGAAGGACAAACCAUCAAUAAUCCCCCUGAACAAACAGACCCUGAGGAUACAACAUCAAAUGACGAAUAUUCAUCCGAAGAAGACGAAAACUGGAACCACAGUUUCGUUGCUGCUUCUACUACUACUGCUGAUGCUACUGAUGAUAAUAAAAAUUAUGAUGAUAUUAAUAAUAAAAAUAAUAACAAUUAUGAUAAUAUUGAUAAUAAUAAUGGUGAUGCUGAUGAUUAUAAUGACGAUACAACACAAAAAUACUUCCGCAAAAGAAGAGACACCGAAAGCGACGAAACUGAUUACAAAUCCUCCAAAAGUCACAAAAAAGUAAAAGAAAAUUACAGUGACAAUGAAUCCAAUUACUACAAUGCUGAAAAUGAUAAUGAUGAUGAUAUGAAAUAUUUCAUUACCAAGAGACGAAAAAAUAAAAAUGACGAUGAUGAUCUAGACGAGACGUACUCUCCGAAUUACAACCAAUUCACCAAUUUUCGACAGCAGUGGCCAAAUUAUUGGAACUAUCGUCCAUUAAUUUAUUACGAUUAUUAUGCUCCGUACGGAAAUUAUCAUCAUUACUAUCCAACUGGUAUUCCAAGUUACAGUGCUCAUUUUGACUAUGGAAAUUCUGUUCCCUACCAUUAUUAUCAACAACCAUUUGUACCAUUACUUCGACGACGUCGUCGUCAGAUUGAUGAUAUUGAUAUUAAAAACACUGACAAAGGUCCAAUUGACAACUCAAAACUGAUUAAUAGUAGAGUUUUUAGUAAACAGCAUGAGGUUAAUAAUAACGAGCAGCAGUUUUAUGAACAUCAGAAGUUUAAAAAGCAGCAAGAGCUUAAAGAACAGCAAGAAAUUAAUAAACAGCAAGAGAUUAAAAACCAGCAAGAGGUAAAUAAUCAGAAAGAUGUUAAAAGACAGAAAGAUGAGGUUAACAAUCAGAAAGAGAUUGAAAAUCAGCAAAAUGAGGUUAACAAUCAGAAAGAGAUUGCCAAUCAGCAAGAUAUUAAUAAUCAGAAAGAGGUUAAAAAACAGCAAGAGGUUUAUAAUCAGCAACAGUUUAGGGGAGUGUGGGGGAAUUGGAGCCCCUUAAGGAAAAUUAUUAAAAAAACCAACUUAUCUUUAUAAUAAUACAUUGUUUUCGUUAUUUUCUACUCAUUUCGUUAUUUAUCUUUAAUUAUGUUUAAUUAGAAACUUAAAAAGAGAAAGCAAAUUGGAAAAAAAAAUUUUCAAAAAAAAAAUACAUUUUUUGCCAUCACCCAAUUUGUCGGGUAUUGGGAGCUUUCACUUGAAAUUUAAAAUUUUUUUAUUUUUUAGGAAUAUUUUUUGUUUUCUAAUAGAAAAAAGUGUUAAUACUUACAAUGA
Messenger RNA from Leptopilina heterotoma, 4344 nucleotides. RefSeq lists its product as uncharacterized. NCBI's taxonomy places the organism in Eukaryota, Metazoa, Arthropoda, Insecta, Hymenoptera, Figitidae. Gene Ontology annotation, cellular component: extracellular matrix. The transcript has 9 exons. Bases 430 to 4107 code for a protein of 1225 amino acids. The record is from RefSeq and is a predicted model, not a curated record.